UGCCAUGUUGUUGUGUUAUUUUCAGGGGCAGAGUUUCCAGCUGUCGCUGUCUGCGGACUCAGCGGUCUCUGAGGAGGAGGGGGCACUGCUUUACUUACGUUAUCUGGAAUACAACUGAACUUCAAGUCGGUGUAAAAGUUAUCGGACAACGAGAGGAGCUGUCGAGGAAAGGAAACUGUCACUUUCCAUUUCCAGUCCCUGACCAGAGCAGCUUGUAAAGUCAAAGAGGGAUUCAUCACCUUAAUCUGUCGGAGUGAGUUUCCUACUGGCAAGUGAGGUGAAGAUGGUGGACCGGCUUGCGAACAGCGAGGCCAACUCCAAGCGGAUUGCGGUGGUGGAGGGCUGCUUUGGCGCUGCCGGCCAGCCGCUGGCCAUCCCCGGGCGCGUGCUGAUCGGCGAGGGCGUCCUCACCAAACUCUGCCGCAAGAAGCCCAAGGCGCGCCAGUUCUUCCUCUUCAACGACAUCCUGGUCUACGGCAACAUCGUCAUCCAGAAGAAGAAGUACAACAAGCAGCACAUCAUCCCGCUGGAGAGCGUCACCAUCGACACGGUGCCGGACGAAGGCGACCUGCGCAACGGCUGGCUCAUCAAGACUCCCACCAAGUCCUUCGCCGUCUAUGCUGCCACCGCCACAGAGAAGUCAGAGUGGAUGAACCACAUAGGGAAGUGCGUGGGAGACUUGCUGCAGAAGAGCGGCAAGGCCCCGACGGGCGAGCAUGCGGCCGUCUGGGUGCCCGACUCGGAGGCGACCGUGUGCAUGCGCUGCCAGAAGGUGAAGUUUACGCCGGUCAGCCGCCGCCACCACUGCAGGAAGUGCGGCUUCGUGGUUUGCGGGCCGUGCUCAGAGAAGAAAUACCUCCUGCCCAGCCAGUCGUCCAAACCCGUCCGUGUCUGCGAGUACUGCUUCGUGCAGCUGACGUCAGAAGGCCUCGCGCCGCGUUCAGACUCCAUCGGUCGCCUGGGGUCAAAGUUCAACAACAUGUCGGACGAUGACGACGAAGAAGACAGCAGUGACUGAGGAUCGUAACGUCCUCCCGGUGGCCUGCCUCGUCCCACGUCAAGGAGGUUUCUUUCUCCUCCCAGAUGAUCGAAUCAUGCUCCACCGUGAGAUGAAUUCCACCUCCGAGGAUUAAUUCAGUUUCUAUAUCAAACCAAAAUAUUUUCUUUUUUUUUUUCUCUAAUUCCAGCAGGGAUAAAUAUUUUCCUGAACACAGUGAUUUAAAGAAUGAAAUGUGGAAUUAACUGGGUGACCAGCAGGAUUUCGAGGAAACGUUGUGACUCUUCAUGGCUUCCACUUUGCUCAGUCCGCCCCCUAAUCUCGUCACCCUUAAUUAGACUGCAAUUAGUCACUACAGAACACAAUGGUGCUGAUGAGAAACACCCCCUUCCCUCUGCUGAAGUUCAUUUCAUCUGAGAGGCUUUUGUUAAUCCACUCUUUUUCUUUUUUCUUUUAUGGCCGUGAACUACACAAGGUGAUUGCUUGUAAUUUCUGCAGGGAAAAGCAAAUGUUUGGGCUCUAACCUUUUAUGUCCUCUGUCCUUCAGGUAUAGCAACAAACAGGGCUUUUUUUGUAAUAGAAGUUUGAUCACCAGCAAAAUGUGGAGCUAAAGCAAAUAUCCCUUUUCAUAAACAACAAAAUGUUGAUGUCACGCUUUUCUAGUUGACCUAAUAUAGUUUCUUCUGACACAGUGAGUUUGUGUGGUUCGCUAAGCGUCCGCUCUAAAAGCUAACUCUUCCCAUCACCUAUACUGUCACGUAGUGCCUUGUAGAACACUUGAGCUCAGCCUUCAGUAAGAAAAAGGUUAUUUGUUAAUGAAUCCAGACUGCUAUAAAACAGGGGCUUCAUGAUAGUUUUACUCUGAAACGCAUUACACAGGAUGGAGUUGUUGCUUGGUUUUUUGAGUGUGUGCUGUAAACAGAAGAGAGGGGAGGUUACUGGCCGUCCGACAGACAGGGAGAGCUCAAUUAGGACUUUUCCUGAAGAGUUUUUGUUUUACCAGACAAAAACACUUAAACCUAUCGCUCUAGAAAGAGAAUAUGUUUGAGCGUUUUCUAGAUUUUUCAGUUUGAGCUUCCUGAACCUGGCCUCCAUGUGUCCACUUACAUACCAGAAAGUUUAUAUGAGUUUAUAUAAGUCUGUUUUGCAGGCGAGUGAAGUUCAGAACAAUGGAAGAAGUGGGGCGAUCUCCCUCUCUGCUUCGAACUGCUUGUCACAAGGCAAGGAGGUGAUGGUGAAGAAACCAGGGGUAGAACAGACUGCAGGAAGCCCAGCGGUCAUUUAUUAGAGAUUUUGUUUUCCUCAAGAUGAAAUGAGUUAUAGCGUUAGCAGAGUUAUUAUUCUCCAAAGAUACAUGUAAACAUUGUAAAUGUUAGUGGGAAAUGUAAUUAAAUUAGGAAAGUCCUCCCCAGCAAGGCUGUAAAACCCACAUCCUGAAUCAGAAUAUAGUGGCUGCUCGUUUUAAGUUCCGGCUCGUAAAGUUCUUCUAGUGGAGGAGGCCUAAAUGUAGAAGCUGGAAGUUUCCUCCUCCGUCACGGAUGGAAACUCCCACAAAUUUUGUUUGCAGGUUAGAUGGAUUCAUGAAAUUUUGGCUGGAGCUGUGAUUUAAUGUCUCAUUUAAGUUUGGAUCAGGAAUCAUGUAAUGCUUCAGAUAGAUUCAGGGAUCAGCAGCUAAGGUGCUCUCAAACACUGACAUUCCAGUGGAAUGAGUGACGUGAAAUGCAAUAAAAAGGAAGUCUUAGGGCCUGCUUGUGUUUUCUUUUUAAAAUCACAUGAUCUUGUCUUGCAUCAUAGUUUGUGUAAUAACUUGCGCAGUAGUUUAGGUAAUUGGCAUUUACUGGAAAAUAAAUAGUCAGGAAAUCAUUGCAUCGUCUUCCUGUCAGCGACGCUUCCCUGCGCUGCUCUGAGGUCACAGGGCCACAAAACAAACGCACCCUUUUCUGAACUGUGCUCCUCCCGCCUGCUGGAACUUUCUCUCCACGGUCGGCGCUAACACAAGCGAACGUGGCCGUGCGUGCCCUCCUUCCUUUUCUCGUGUCCUCUUCUCUCUUCUUUCCCUUUUUGUUUUCAUAAGCAGAACUUUCCUCUGAAAAGCACAGUCUACUGAUCAUGUGACAUGUUUGUGUCCUAAAUCAUGUGAUCAGACACUGAACCAGGAAGUGAAAAGGCAGGGGAAUUAGUAGUGAACUGCAGAGCGUUCAGGUUCAGUUACUCACAGAUGUUCAAGUCAUCAGUUUCAGCCGGAGUUUCUCUUCCCAGUGACUCGUGAAGGGUUUCAUUCCUGCGGGCCGGAUGACUCAUCUCACACUGACCUAUAUUCCUGAAGUUUCAAAAAUGUGAUCAGUCUUUACAAGUGGGCACGGGUCGUUUUGGGAGCCAAAAACAUUUUUAACAAAUUAGCAAAUGAUUAAAUUAGUUUUCAGUUAAUUUUCUUCCCAGGAAGGCAUUUUAAAGGGCUUCGCAGGUCCAUUUAGUUCCGAGACAAGGCCUAGGACUCUGAUACUACUGGGACAAUCAGUCCUGGUCCAAAUUAUAUUCAGUUUGAUUGGGUCAAGAAGGGUCCUGUGGUCUCACUGCAUGUCGCAAAGGGCAAUACACACCAGCAGCAUCUUUAAGGCGUCAAAUCUGCACCGUACCCUGACGCGCACCUCCCCUAAAUAUGUAACUAUACGUUGCAGUUAUUGGUAGGCUUGGUAGCAUCGCAUUUCCUCCUUCUGCCUCCAUCGGUUCAAGGGUCGUACACACCAUCUCCUCCGACGCCUUCUCUUGGAUCUGUGUUUAGUAAUUACACUAAAAGUAACUGCUCCGCUCAGCUUCAACUCCAACUCCAACAUGAUCCGCUCAGUUUCAGUCGUCAUUGUUUGUAGUAGCCUACUCCAACGCAGAAGAAGAAGAAAGUCAACACAGUGGAACAUAGAUACCCCACCGCCAGCCAACGUUUUGGUGUUGUAAUUGCAGAGCCUACACUCGACGCAGAUAUAUAAAUCGGCCUUAAUGUGCGUCAUCGUUGCACCUCAACUCUCAAAAAAUAUUUGCUCUCUUGAUGGACACAUCCAGCUACUGUACAGCACAGCUGGUGUGGGAUGCGUUCAUCAAAUGGCACCUGUCAAAUUAUAAAAUAAAGGUUGUCACACCCUCUUUACUCCCUGUUUACCAAAUUUCUGCUCUUUAAACGGCACUUUGAAAAGUAAAAGUGCUUCCUGCUAACAGUUCCACCAUGUAAGGUAUCACAUUUUUGUAGAUGCAAAAAUAAACAGGCGUGUGACACAAGAGGGAGUGUAUGAAAUCUCAAUUUACUGCUCAACAGUGUAUAAUUUUAUUGUAAAGGGAGAAGUGAACAAGGGAAUGAUUUCAGUUCUGGUCUACAGCAGGUGUGUCGCAACAGCUGCAGUUCUCCGUCCUCGUGUAAUUUGAAUACAUUCAAGCACCUGUGAACUGAACUCGAAAGUUCUUUAAUAAAGCAGUUUGUGUUGCUGCGAGAUAUGAUCUGUUCCUCAGGCCGGUGUUGGCCGUUACGAUCCUCAGAUUCAGAUCUCCGUUCCCGUCAGACGUCCAUGAAACACACAACUGAAACACUUCUGUGCAGACAGCCGGUCAUACCUGACUGGAUCCGCUCUGAUCAUGUGGGGUGUCUUUUCAUCACAGGAGGAAAACGUGUCAUUUGAGGCAGACGGAGAGUGAUCCGCAUCCUGAUGCUGCUGGUGUUCUUGCUCUGUUUUGGGUUUGUUGGACCAGGUCUGACAGAUCAGAUCUCUUCUCAAAUGAAUGUGCGUUUUUUUUUUUUUUUUUUUUUUAGUUUCCACUGUCAGAGGUCAUUUUAACGUUUUUGGACCCAUUAAGCCCUUUGUUAAUUAAAACUGAGGAGCUGAAGUGCUUCAGGAACAGCUCAGAUGUUGGAAUGAAACUCUUCAGAGAGUUGCUUUAAAAUACAAAACAGUAAAAGUGAUGAGAUGUCUCUGAGUUCAUCACUGGAAACAGGAACCAUGUUAUUUCACCUUUACCUGAGAUCAACCAGGGAAACAAAACAAGUUGUAGCUGCAUCAUAACAGAAGCUGAACAGCUCAACCUUUACAUGUGGCACUCCCACAAGUGUCUCCAGAUGUUUAUCUACAUUUUGACUGCAAACAGUUGGAGCAUUAUCUUUGUACACAGUCUGUUAUUUCACAUGUUUGAUGAGGUCGCAGUGGCGAGCGACGCCUCGUCUGAACUGCACCUCAAAGCAGCAGAACAGGGAGAAGAAAGGGAUCGUUUUCUUUUUAUGUCGUUUGAUUUUUACAGAUUUAAGUUUAAGGUUUGUGCUGCUGCAGUAAAGCAACCUAAGUGAUUAGAGAAAAAAAGAACACGGUAAUGAUCACUAACCAGCUGUCCUUUAUUACUCACUGUGGUCGAGGUGGUGCUGAUGGAGGAGACGACUCCACCGUCAAAACGCAGAAGCACAAAGUCCGGCCUCAGGUUUGCUGUGGAUUGCACUUAACAAAGCUGGCACACUGACUUUGAUCCAGGUUGAGUGAUUACUUCAUACGGUCGCGUCGGCAGUGAGUCUGAUGGAUGUGUUAAAAUGAACCCUCAUGUUUUAAUCCUGUUGAUUUAUUUUGUACAGAUGUGCUUUGGGUUAUUUGAUUUUGUUGUAUAGUUAAGAUCAGUUCUGAAAUGACGCUGUUUCAGGUCUCCCUGUGCUCAGACACCUUCCUCCUCCUCCUCCUCCUCCUCAUGUCAGUCACAUCUCAGCAGCAUCUGCAGCCGUUUCAAAGUGAAGUCACCACUGAUGUUUACCAGCCAACCACAUCCGUGUUUGAAUGAUCCCUGUUCCUCAGGCAGGGUUGCAGGUUUGCACUCCUCCUGUUGACAAAGUCGGUGUGUUUACAUGCACUUAAGUAACCAGGUUACUGGCGAACUUUCUCCAGUAAGCUCAUUAAACGUCAUGUGAACAAGAACUGGUUUCUGUAUUCAGGGCAGGGGAGAGGAGAAACCUGAGACCCCCAGGCAGAAUUCACCUGGAGAAAACCAGUUUUCUAUUCGUCUUUUUACAGGUAUGCAUGUGCAAGGACAAAGACUUCAGACAGGGAAAGCCUCUGGACGUCUGAAUAAGUCAUUUCCCCUGCUAAACAUUUGACUUUUUGUCAAAUUCAGACACUUUGGAGCUCUGUCCUCACACGGCAUCCUCAGCCUGCUCUGACUCAGGAACACACACCAAAAAAUAAAGCAAAAAUCCAAAAUGUGCCUGUAGUAGUAAACUGGUUUCUCCGAGUACACCUGUUUUCUGAAGUGCACCUAAACGCAUCGUUGGUCUCUCCUGCUGCAGCCUGAAAGAGAAAAAUAAAAAAAAAACUCAAGUCUGUCAGCUGGUAGACAAACAGAAACUGAAUCUCACACAUUCCUGACGUUUUCCAGCAACUCGUCCAGCUGUUAGUUUGUUCACGCUGUGAGCAGCACGCUUUACAGGAGGAUCUGUUCGGGCUUUUGAAUAUAUUAACAAGAUUAGGAAAAUGUAAACAAAUCAUAAAUGCAAUGGCUUUGAUUUUUGUCGCUGUUCGGAGGACUUUCCUCAUCACCUCCUUAAGUUUUGAAAUCACCUUGUUCACAGGAUGUUUCCCAAGUAUUUGCAUUCAGGUGCAAAGUAAGUACACAUUUAACUAGUGCACCAGUGCUACUGUAGGUUAAGAAACAGGUUCACACCAGACACUUUCUUCUUGUUAGCCGCUGUUCAUCACUACCUUUAAGCCGUUAAACACAUUUAGUGUGUUUCCUUAUGACAGAUAAAUGGAAGUUAAGUUAUAAAUUGUUGCUUGCACGGCUUGCUUGUGAUGCUUUUUUGCAAUCUGUCACUGUUUCUACCCCUUCAGUCCAGUGCAGAUAUGUUUUCUGUCUUUCCAAUACCCAGCAUAACCCUCUAAGACUCUUUAGGUCCAGCUUUCGUCACAUUGUGGUGUUAUAACACAGUGACACAUGCAUUUACGGCUCUGUUUAAUGUCCUGAGUGUUUCUGAAUUAACCAGAUAAUGAGGAUCACUCUGAAUGGGCUACACAGUCAAUUUCAACACGUUAUCAUGUUAGAAAUAGUAGUUUGACCCCCCAAAAAGGUUCACUUACUAGUUUUUCUAGAGCUCUCAACCCCAUCUCUCAAUCAGAAGUAUCUGUGAGAGAGCCAUCUGCUGAGAAAUGCUAAGUCCUGCUUGUUGAAAGCUCCAGAAGAACCCUGGAAGUGGACCUUGAGUCAGCUGUCGCUCAUAGUCUGAACACGCAGCUGCAGGUUAGUGAGACUAGACUGCGUUUUCAGGUGUGACUUAAUUAAAGAAAAGCUGCAGAUCCUGAGAUUUAAAAACACAAAAAAAAACUGCUGAGGAUACAAAAUCAUGAGAGGAGACAUCUUGGGAGGAGAGGUCAUCAUGUUUUGGUUUUGUUGUGCGAGCCUGUCUCGUGUUUUUUUUUAAAGCUCUCGCUAUGUGACGGUGUUUUGUUUUUUUUUAGUUUUUGUUGUAGUUCUUUUUCUUUGCGGGGGAAAGGGUCAUAUUAAUUAUUUUUAAAAGCUUCUAAAAAGGGCUUCAAUCAGAAUGUAACCCAGCAUAUAAUUGUACAAUACUAAUUCAUUCAGAAACCUUUGAGUAUAUAUUAUAUAUAAAUAAUGUAUUGCUUAAAGCCGGA
Messenger RNA from Micropterus salmoides (largemouth bass), 7638 nucleotides. It is a transcript of the gene plekhf2, whose product is annotated as pleckstrin homology domain containing, family F (with FYVE domain) member 2. The record is from RefSeq and is a predicted model, not a curated record. Bases 284 to 1018 code for a protein of 244 amino acids. The transcript is spliced from 3 exons. Gene Ontology annotation, molecular function: phosphatidylinositol binding; metal ion binding. Lineage: Eukaryota; Metazoa; Chordata; Actinopteri; Centrarchiformes; Centrarchidae.